Thyridium curvatum is the source of this 1731-nucleotide messenger RNA. RefSeq lists its product as uncharacterized. Gene Ontology annotation, molecular function: oxidoreductase activity. The transcript has 8 exons. The record is from RefSeq and is a predicted model, not a curated record. The coding region runs from base 1 to 1731 and encodes 576 amino acids. Lineage: Eukaryota; Fungi; Ascomycota; Sordariomycetes; Thyridiales; Thyridiaceae.
AUGCGGCUACCAAGAGUCUCACUUCUCCUUACAGCGGCCACGGCCGUCAGCGCUCAAGUGGUUGGCAUCCUGACAGGCAUCAACGUGUCAACAGGCGAGCGACCGGCGAGGCGGAACAUCAAUGACCUUUAUGCAGAGGGAGGACCUGCGUGGGAUCUUUACAUUCAGGGGUUGAUAUCCCUCCAGAGCGUCAACCAGAGCGACUGGUCGUCGUACUACCAGAUAAUGGGUAUUCACGGCCUUCCUUUCACGGGGUACAACGGGGUCGAGCAAGUUCCUGGAGGAGCUCGGAUAGGAUUCUGCCCUCACGGUCAAAUCAAUUUCGGAACGUGGCAUCGUCCUUAUGUCGCCCUUUACGAGCAAGUCCUUGCACAGCAUGUACAAAGGGCGGCAAGCAACUAUACUGGUACCCAGGGCCCGGCAUACAAGGUUGCGGCGGCAAACUUCCGGAUAGGAUACUGGGACUGGGCGCACGAGGCGACCUUCCCACCUGUGACAAUGCUGCCUACGCUCACCAUCAACACCGCCGCCGGACCUGCGACGGUUCGCAACCCGCUGUACGCUUACGGUUUCCAAACCUUUCCAUUCACGGAUCCAGACUUUGGCGGCCAUGGUCAAUUGACUAGAUAUCCACAAACGAAACGAUGUGCAAACAGGCGGGGGGAACAGGAUUGGACCAAGGCGAACUCUCUGCUGUCAGGCUCGGCCGAUUGGUUUAGGGACGCAGUCUACGAUGUGUUUACCCAAGCCCAAAGCUUUGAGGAGAUGACAACCUCUUCCAACUCUGGACCGAGCUUCGAGGAUCCUCACAACUCUGUCCACAACGAGGUGGCUUGCUUCGGAGUCAACAACCGAUACGGACAUAUGUCCCAGCUCGCAUGGUCCGCAUUCGAUCCCAUAUUCAUGCUGCAUCACACCAACGUCGAUCGGCUGAUAGCCAUGUGGCAAGCUAUCCAUUACAACGACAGCAUGUUUACAUCUACCGCAAACGGUUUCGCACUCUAUGGCGUCCCAUACGGACCCGUUACCCCCGACAGCCCACUGAAGCCUUUCAAGGAUGCGAGCGGCAAUUUCUACACCAGCAAGACGGUUGAGCAGAUCAAGACUUUCGGAUAUACCUACCCCGAGAUCCGCGACUGGGCGUACACACGCGAUCAGCUAUCUGGAGCCGUCAUCCAGCAGGUCAAUCUUCUGUACGGAGGUGGUUCGGCCGCUUCCGCGGGCAAGACCAAACGCUGGCAGUACUCUCGAUUCGCGCGCGGUGCGCUGGAACAGAGGAGCGAUGCUGCCAAGGGUUCCCCGCAGCCUGCAUCAAAGGACUAUGCGGUAGAGAUCAAGGUUGAGCGAGAGGAGUUGCCGCUGCCAUGUUCCAUCGAUAUCUUCCUGGGCGACUCACGAGUGGGCACGACAGCCAUCCUGGGCAUGCCCGAAAAGGGUUGUUUCCAUUCUUCUAUUCCCCUGCGCAGACAACUACAGAGGAAGAAUGUGAAACUCGACCAGUCCACGGACGUUGUGGACAUGCUGCAGCAAGGUCUUCGCGUGGAGAUCUACAAGGAUGAUGGCUCAAAAGUGCCCGUCGAGUCGGUCCCGAGCCUGCAGGCGGACAUCAAGGCCCGAGACUUUGUUCCGCGGAGGAGCAACUCUGAACUGCCCAAAUUUGGCGAGGUGCAACGGCAUUCUGUCAAAAUCACGACUCCAGAGGGAUACGGCGGCCGAGCUCGGUCAGACUGA